Protobothrops mucrosquamatus (brown spotted pit viper) is the source of this 5024-nucleotide messenger RNA. RefSeq names its product ATP binding cassette subfamily C member 2 (gene ABCC2). Gene Ontology annotation, molecular function: ABC-type transporter activity; ATP binding; ATP hydrolysis activity. Lineage: Eukaryota; Metazoa; Chordata; Lepidosauria; Squamata; Viperidae. The record is from RefSeq and is a predicted model, not a curated record. Gene Ontology annotation, biological process: transmembrane transport. The coding region runs from base 1 to 4689 and encodes 1562 amino acids. Gene Ontology annotation, cellular component: apical plasma membrane. The transcript is spliced from 32 exons.
AUGGCAGCAGAAGCUUUGGAACAUUAUUGUGGCUCUGUUUUCUGGAAUUCCUCUUUCCUGGACCACAAUGAUGCCGAUCUGCCACUUUGUUUUGAACAGACAGUUCUUGUCUGGAUCCCUCUGGGCUUCCUUUGGCUCUUUGGCCCAUGGAAGCUUCUUCCCAUGUGUAAAUCUAAGCUGAAGAAAUCAUCAGUCACCAGGCUGUAUCUCAUGAAGCAGGUGCUGACUUCGCUGCUCUUACUGAUGGCAUUAACUGAAGUGGUUUUUACCAUUGUUGAAAACUCAGGGAACCUACAGUACCCCAUCUUUAGUAAUGGAAGACCUGCAGUCCAGUAUACAAAUCCUGUACUCUAUUCCGUCACUUGGAUACUUGUUUUGCUGAUCCAUGAUAGCUGUCGUUUCACUGUGUGCAGAGAUUCGGGGAUUCUUUUCCUUUUCCUCAACUUUUCUUUGAUCAGUGGUAUAUUUCAGCUCCAGACACUUAUCCGGCAAGCAGUGCAGGGUGCCAUUACAGAUGUACCACGUUUCAGCUUCUUCCUUGGGUCCUAUGGACUUCAACUCCUCUUACUGUCUAUUUCAGUUAUUUCUGACGUUGCUCCUGAAAUGAAGGAAGCUGCAAAGAAAAACCCCGAGAUCACAGCCUCUUUCCUGAGUUCCAUCACUUUCCAUUGGUAUAACAGUAUGGUGGUAAAGGGAUAUCGGAAACCACUAGAGAUUGACGACCUCUGGGAUUUGAGGGAUUCAGAGAAGACACAACAGGUUUUUUGCACAUUUGAGAAGAGUAUGAAGGCUGGGGUCAGAAAGGCUCAACGAAAACUAGAGAUUUGGCAUCGGAAGAAGAAACAGCGGUUAGCAGCCACCGACCUGACAAAUGGCUUGAGCAAGGCCCAGAGUCAAGAUGCAUUAGUCCUGGAAGAGAAGGAGAAAAAGCCCAAGAAAGUGGUGAUUGCUGGAGAACAAUCCAAAGAUUACUAUGCUAAACACUGGUUAAUUAUUGCUUUGUUUCAAACCUGUGCUGGAAAGCUUCUGAAAUCUGUGGCACUGAAGUUGGUACAUGAUUUUCUGGUGUUUGUGAAUCCACAACUGCUGAAGAUGAUGAUCAACUUUGUAUCUGAUCCAAAGGCCUACCCUUGGCAGGGGUAUUUGUUUGCACUGCUGCUCUUUGUGACUGCAUUGGUGCAGUCUUUCUGCCUACAGCAGUAUUUCCAGCUAUGUUUUGAAGUUGGAAUGAAUUUACGCACUUCCCUUAUGGCUGCCAUCUACAAAAAGGCACUUACAGUCUCCAAUGUUACACGGAAGGAAUCAACAGUGGGCGAGACAGUGAAUCUGAUGUCAGUAGAUGCCCAGCGUUUCAUGGAUUUCGCAGUCUAUAUGCAUCAGCUGUGGUCAUCUCCACUGCAGAUUAUUAUAUCUCUUGUCUUUCUGUGGACUGAGCUGGGACCCUCUGUGCUUGCUGGGAUUGGUGUGAUGGUGCUACUUAUCCCUUUAAAUGCUGUGCUGGUCUCUAAGUCCAGGACUAUUCAGGUGAAAAAUAUGAACCACAAGGAUGAACGCAUGAAAAUAAUGACUGAAAUUCUUAAUGGUAUCAAGAUCCUGAAGUUCUUUGCUUGGGAGCUCUCAUUUCAGAAGCAAGUUGAAAAGAUCCGGGCUUUGGAAUUAAAAGGACUGCUGCACUUUUUCCAUCUACAAUCAGUUGGCAUCUUUGUCUUUUCUUGUGCACCUUUUCUAGUCUCUGUAGCUACCUUUGCUGUCUAUGUGAUGAUAGAUGAGAACAACAUCUUGGAUGCACAGAAGGCCUUCACUUCUAUAGCGCUCUUCAAUAUCCUGCGCUUCCCGCUUGCCAUGUUUCCACUGACACUGUCCUCCAUGGUGCAAGUGAAAGUAUCUACUGAUCGACUAGAGCGAUACCUGGGUAGUGAAGACCUGAACACUUCAGCUAUAUGGCAUAAUUCCACCCCUGCCUGUGCGGUGAAAUUUCACGAGGCCUCUUUUGCCUGGGAACAGGAUUCUGAUGUCACUGUAAAAGACAUCACCUUGGAAAUUGCUCGUGGAAGCCUUGUAGCCAUAGUGGGGUCUGUGGGAUCAGGAAAAUCUUCAUUGAUAUCUGCCAUGUUGGGCGAGAUGGAGAACAUCAAGGGACACAUCAAUAUUCAGGGCUCUAUGGCCUAUGUGCCUCAGCAAGCAUGGAUACAAAAUGCGACUUUGAAAGACAACAUCCUUUUUGGGUCCCCCCUCUAUGAGGCUCGAUAUCAACAAGUGUUAGAGGCCUGUGCUUUGCUUCCUGACCUACAAUUGCUUCCAGGAGGAGACCUGACUGAGAUUGGAGAAAAGGGAAUUAACUUGAGUGGAGGUCAGAAACAACGUGUUAGCCUGGCUAGAGCUGUGUACAACAAUGCGGAUACCUACUUAUUGGAUGAUCCCCUCUCAGCUGUGGAUUCCCAUGUAGGACGGCACAUUUUUGACAAAGUGCUUGGGCCAGAAGGACUGUUACAGAAUAAGACACGGAUCCUAGUGACUCAUAACUUAAACUUCCUUGCACAAGUUGAUGAUAUUGUCGUAUUAGAGACUGGAUCUGUCACGGAACGUGGUUCCUACAAAACCUUACUGGCAAAUAGUGGAUCAUUUGCUCAGUUGCUCAACACAUAUGGCAACCAGCAGGAUAAUAUACAUGAAGAAGAAGCUAUGGCAGGCAUAGAAGAGCAGGAACUGGAUGAUUAUCCUGAACUUGUAACUGAAGAGGUGCCAGCUGAUGUGGUGACUAUGACACAGAAGAAUGAGGCCAGUGUCCAACAAAAAAUCUUCAACCGCAGCCGCAGUACCAGCAGUAACAUAUCUAUCAGGAAGAGUCAUCAAGGGCAUUUGAAUGACAAGAAAACAAUGACAGAGUUUAAAGGACAGAGAUUGAUUGAUAAGGAAGCCAUGGAAACUGGCAAGGUGAAGCUAUUUACAUAUGUGCGAUACUUUCGUGCUAUCGGUUGGGGCCUCUCAUUAAGCAUCCUCAUCGGUUAUAUUGGACAAACUGCAUCCUCCGUUGGUUUCAACCUCUGGCUUAGUGACUGGACGAAUGAUGCUCUACGCUAUGAGAAUACGACCUAUCCAGCCACAGAACGUGAUAUGCGUGUUGGAAUCUAUGGAGUGCUGGGUGCAAGCAACAGUAUCUUCCUGCUGAUCUCAACUGCUCUUGCUUCCUUUGGUACUAUCCGAGCUUCCCGGCUCCUGCACGAUCAGCUCCUCAGUAAUAUCCUGCGGGUGCCUAUGAGUUUCUUUGACUCAACACCAACUGGUCGUAUAGUGAACAGAUUUGCCAAGGAUAUUUUCACUGUGGACGAGACUAUUCCAAUAUCACUUCGCUCCUGGAUGAACUGCUUCUUUAUGAUUCUCAGUACUCUAGUGAUAAUUUGCUUAGCUACGCCUUAUUUUGCAAUUAUCAUCCCGCCUUUGGGAAUCGUGUACUACUUCAUUCUACAAUUCUAUGUGGCUACAUCCCGCCAGCUACGACGUUUGGACUCUGUCACCAGGUCUCCAAUUUAUUCCCAUUUUGGUGAGACAGUAUCUGGUCUCUCUGUCAUCCGGGCCUUUGGGCAUCAGGAGCGCUUCCUGCAGCACAAUGAGAAGAUUGUGGAUAUGAAUCAGAAGUCUGUUUACUCUUGGCUUGUUUCCAACAGGUGGCUGGCUGUGCGACUAGAAUUGGUGGGGAAUUUGACAAUUUUCUUUGCGGCACUUCUAGCAGUCUUUGUUAAAGAUUCCUUGAACAGUGGCAUUGUGGGACUCUCAAUCUCCUCGGCUCUGAAUAUAACUCAAACUCUGAACUGGUUGGUGCGAAUGACAUCGGAGCUGGAGACAAACAUUGUGGCUGUAGAGAGAGUGCAUGAAUACACAGAAAUUGCAAACGAGGCACCAUGGGUGACAACACAGAGACCACCUUCUCAGUGGCCCAACAAUGGAGAGAUCACUUUUAUGGACUAUAAAGUUCGGUAUCGGCCUGAGCUAGAGCUAGUUCUAAAUGGGAUCAACUGUGGUAUCAAGGGUACUGAGAAGAUCGGUGUGGUGGGCCGAACAGGAGCUGGGAAAUCCUCCCUCACAAAUUGCCUCUUUCGCAUUUUGGAAGCAGCUGGAGGAAAGAUCUUAAUCGAUGGACUUGAUAUAGCAACCCUUGGCCUUCAUGACCUACGUGAGAAACUCACUAUCAUCCCACAGGAUCCUAUUCUCUUUUCGGGGAGCUUGCGUAUGAAUCUGGAUCCAUUUGAUCAGUAUUCAGACGAAGACAUCUGGCAUGCUCUAGAAUUGGCACACCUGAAGUCCUAUGUACAAGCUCUACCUGAAGGGUUGUCUUCUCCAGUGAGUGAAGGAGGAGAGAACUUGAGUGUGGGGCAGAGGCAGCUUGUAUGCCUGGCACGAGCCCUGCUUCGUAAAACCAAAAUCUUGAUUCUGGAUGAAGCAACAGCUGCUGUAGACAUGGAAACUGAUCACUUGAUCCAAGAGACAAUCCGAAGUGAGUUUGCCAACUGCACCGUAAUCACCAUUGCCCAUCGGUUACAUACCAUCAUGGACAGCCAUAGGGUGAUGGUACUUCAGGAAGGAAAGAUUGUAGAAUUUGACAGCCCUGAACAGCUGCUUGAACAGCAAGGCAUCUUUGCAGGGAUGGUCAGGGAAGCCGGCAUAACAAGAAGUCAGGACACGGCACUUUAGAGGAAUGGGAGUUCAAGGCAGAAAAAUCACCGGCAAUUUCCGCAGCAUUGCAAUUUUGCUUGAUCUGCGACUGGCACAAUAUGAAAAAUGUUACCAAUGCUGCUAGUGCCAUUUACUCUUAAAACACAAUAAUUUAUUGAGCAUUUCCUGAUACUUAAGGCAGCUUUAUUACUUUUUGGUCAGCAUCAGCAUGUGCUUGUUUACCUGGAAAGAAAUUGAGGCUAGGCAUCGUGCUAAAAUGUUACCACAGGGUCACUAUGUGAAAACAAGGAAUAAAAUGUGGGAAACUAUUCUAAGCAAUCCAGAUUUCAUACUCUCCUUGCAUGUAUGUUGUA